Messenger RNA from Trachemys scripta elegans, 2856 nucleotides. RefSeq names its product histone H2A type 2-B. Bases 115 to 495 code for a protein of 126 amino acids. Lineage: Eukaryota; Metazoa; Chordata; Testudines; Emydidae. Gene Ontology annotation, cellular component: nucleosome. Gene Ontology annotation, molecular function: protein heterodimerization activity; structural constituent of chromatin; DNA binding. The transcript has 2 exons. The record is from RefSeq and is a predicted model, not a curated record.
GGCGUCUGGCAGGGCGGAUCGGGCUCAGUGCGGUGGCCCCGGGACCGGCUCGGCGCCUCUCCUCCCGGCCGGCAGCUGCCGGCAUCGGCCCCUGCUCCCCGCGUCACCCCCGCCAUGUCCGGCCGAGGGAAAUCCGGCGGCAAAGCGCGAGCCAAAGCCAAGUCUCGCUCCUCCCGGGCCGGCCUGCAAUUCCCGGUGGGCCGCGUGCACCGGCUCCUACGGAAGGGCAACUACGCGGAGCGGGUCGGGGCCGGGGCACCCGUCUACCUGGCCGCCGUGCUCGAGUACCUGUCGGCGGAAAUCCUGGAGCUGGCCGGUAACGCCGCUCGGGACAACAAGAAGACGCGGAUCAUCCCCCGGCACCUGCAGCUCGCCAUCCGCAACGACGAGGAGCUCAACAAGCUGCUGGGCGGGGUGACCAUCGCCCAGGGCGGCGUCUUGCCCAACAUCCAGGCCGUGCUGCUGCCCAAGAAAACCCAGAGCUCCAAGAAAUGAGCCCCGAGCCAUCCGCAUUCCCAGGAGAUCAAUCGGUCCGCGAUGCGGUGUAGCCAAUAUUGGCGUUCCCCUCGUAUCCUCUCCGUGUGCCCACUCCGCCCCCACGUUCCCUCUAUUGCUGCCCUCCUGACCCCCAUGUGCUAGCUUUGCAGUCCUGCAGCAGGGGAGGUUGUAGGUCUUAUUACAGAAUGAUUAUGAGCCUGUGAUUCUUUCCCUUCCUUUCCAGCCCCCAGCAAGGGGGAGGUAUGGAAGGAAGGAAGGAAGCAGUCUGAAUUUGAAAUAAUAAAAAUCCCUUACCCGGGUACCAGCACCCUGCCUGGUGCUCUUAGGUUGCUUUCUGGACUGUUUGGCUGCAAAGCUAUCCUUCCAGGGUUGCUGGUCAACAACUCUGUUCUCAGAGCAGCAUCUGUAGGGUCCGUUGCUUGUUUUUCUGGACCUGCUCACAUUCGGUUGGAAGAAGCGUUUGGGAGAAGGAAGAAUUGGUUGGUUCUCUUUUUUUUUUUUUUUUUUUUUUUUUUUUCUCUCCCCCUUUUCCCCCUCCUCCCCCCGCCCCCCGGAGGGUGUAACUAACUGCAAGGGAAAAUAUUUUGCGCAGUGAAAGCUCCAGCCUGGAGCAGGAAAAGACUGGCUCAGUCAAUGCUCUUUUUAUUUAUGUUGUGUUUGUGGAUGUAACUGAAGAUACCAUGCCUUUCCUUUGUAUUGUACCUGGAUAUUAUUUGGGGGGUGGGAGAAUCAUGAAGGGUGAUCUCUCCCUAUUGCUUAACUUUUGCACAAAUGAUCUACUUUACUUUCUCACCCUGCUCCAUGCAGCAGGUAGGGAAGUUCAGGAGGGUGAUAAUUUUACCUGCUGUUGCUGCACAUCCCCAUAAAUGUGAUCACAAAUGGACUUAGUAAGUACAAGGAGGGUGGGGAGGCCAGAAGACUUUCCAAAUGUGAAAAAGAAGUAUCUGUUUCUGGGAGGAACUAGUCAUUCAGUUACCAAGUCUUGUUUUGUCCAGUGGUAUAUAAGCUAAGAUGUCAUCAACUGUAAAAGAGCCCUAACUUGGGUCUCCUGUUACCUUUUGAAUCCCUUCUUGCAAAGUCACCUUACUGUAGCUGUUUGGCUGAGUUCAUGCACUCAGUGGACUAGUAGGAUUUAGUUAUUUAUCAUUAGUGUGGGUCCUGUAUGAUUUGGGGGAAAGGGUGCACUUGAAAAUACUCUAAAAGAGCAUUACAAGGUCAUGAGUUUACCAUUGGUAGGGAAUGGAAGCUGCCAUUGGUUUUUCCUUUUUUUUUUUUUUUGGUCAGAUUAAUAGCCUUAUGUUGCAGAACCUCUUACUUUUAUUGAGAACUUAGCACUUGUACCCUAAUUGCACUUUAUAAUGACAUGCAGUGUUUUUGUUCCUCACUACUUCUGGGUCUUAAAAUGAAGUGCUAAUUAUACAUCUGUUAAUAGUAAUCCUCCUUAAUGGAUUAAUGUUUCUUUUUUAAAAAACCUAUAAUUUACAUAAAGCAAAUAUAUAGUUAAUGUGGUGGUUAUUAAAUGGCUAUUUGGAUAAUGUAUGAGCAUGAAAGUCAGCCUAGCAGUCCCUGUGACACAUAGUAGCUGUGAUCUUAUAGAAAUUGGUAUAAAGAGCAACCUUGUUCCUUAUUGUGAGGGCAGCUUGUUUAUGUGGAAGGUUGAUAGAAUCAUGUGCAUGCAGCAGUGUCCGGGCUGUUGGACAGUAGAACUUCAUAAUCUUCUUAAAGUGCAAUGGACAACUGUGUCUGUGCUGUAAGUAGCAUGUGUUCCACCUAUCAAAUCAGCUCUUAAUUUUGUAGAUGAAGUAACUUGCUCUGAUUCAAUUAUGUUAUUAUCUAGAGUAGAUGAAUUUGGAUGCCUGUAAGUGAUUUUAUGAAGGGGUUUUUCACUCCAUUGUAGAAUGUGGAAAAGGUAUGUUACUAGAGUACUGAUUAGUAAUAAUGGAGAAGUAAACUUGAUAUGGCGCUGGCUAUCUGGGGAAUUCUGUGGUUUCACCCCUCCUCAGUGCAGGCCUGGGGGAAACCGUCUUGUUUCUGGGCAGCUGUAUCUUACUGCUGUUGCACGGGACCCAUUUGGGUUUUUCCUUCUGUAAACUGAGCAUCACGUCAUACUGGGGUGGAUGCGGGAGGCAAUUAGGAAUUUUUCUUUAUAUACAAACCACUGUUUAGAGAAUGGAGAUUCUAAAAUGUCUCUGUAUCUUAGUGUCUUGUGUUCUUUUGUUUCUCUAGGACCAGCAUUCUAUACAACUCAAAGGAGAUUGUUUUGUAUUUCUUAGAAAAUGCAGAACUUGUGAUACUGAAAAAAGAACAAUGCAAACCCAAAAUCUGAUUAAACUGGUUCAGUAUUGAAUGUAUGUCAAA